GAACGAAUUUGCUUUCAGAGGCUCAUACAAAACUUUCCAAGUUCAGAAUUGAUUUUAAAGGUAUUUUGCUUUAUCAUUAAGCUAUUUAGAGCAAUCAUGGCUUCACGAGAUGGACCUAGGGCUUCUGGAACUGAUGGCUCAGAUUUUAGCCACAGACAGCGUGUAGCUUCACAUUACAAAGAGAGCGUUCUUUGGAAGGGAAAAUUGAAAGCUUGUCUUUGUCUCCAUCUAUUUCUGAUCGUCGCUGCUGGAAGCUGGAUUGCUGCUGCUUACAAUGGAAUGGUUAAAGAUCAAACAAAGCUUUGGCAGAUGGUCUGGUUAUUAAGUGCUCUACCUACAAUUGUAGGGUUUUUAAGCCUCCCAAAGAACAAUACCAAACAACUUUAUGUUUAUGCAUUUGGAACUUUACUUAUUGGAGUUGGUCCGUUAGUGUUUGGUGCCUGUGUCAUAGUUCAAGAAAUCUUCUACAAUGUUAGUCAGGGGAGAGCACCAGCUACCCAGGAAUGGCAGAAUGCACCAAUGAAAAUGGCACUGUCAGCUUUCCUGAUUCAAUUUCAUGGAAUCAGCUUAUAUUAUGCAAACAAGCUCAUUACUGCAUGGAGUUCCAAGGGAGAGAAAAAGACCUCAUAAUGAAUCACAAAUCUUAACAUAGUUAGAAGGCUGCUGAAAGAUCAGAGAGAAUGGAACUAUUCUUUUAAGAACUGGAUGGUAUGAUUAAAUUCAAAAACACUGAUUAUGACAUCAAUUGACAAAGGCUGUCAAAAUUCCCGUCCAAUGUUGGCAUUCUAGAACUUAUGGAUUUUCGAUGAAAUCUAAGUGUUACAGGGAUUCACUUGUAACAAUAGUCACACUAUUAUUUCAUGCUAAGCACACUACUGGAUCAAAUACUGAACUUGUUACUUGUAGACUUAUUUCAGGUCUAUCCAAAGAGUGUAAAAAUGGAGGAUAAAACAAAUGUAAGGAGAGAUUCGUGUAUGUAAUGAUUUCUGCAAAUUAUACUCUUCAAAUAUGUGUCAAUUCUAUCUGUUGUUUAGUUAAAAUAUUCUGAUUAGACUGAAGUAAAAAUCAAAAAUACUUUA
Stylophora pistillata is the source of this 1079-nucleotide messenger RNA. RefSeq names its product protein jagunal homolog 1. The record is from RefSeq and is a predicted model, not a curated record. NCBI's taxonomy places the organism in Eukaryota, Metazoa, Cnidaria, Anthozoa, Scleractinia, Pocilloporidae. Gene Ontology annotation, biological process: vesicle-mediated transport; endoplasmic reticulum organization. Gene Ontology annotation, cellular component: endoplasmic reticulum membrane.